This is a messenger RNA of Venturia canescens, 2628 nucleotides long. It is a transcript of the gene RagC-D, whose product is annotated as Ras-related GTP binding C/D. The record is from RefSeq and is a predicted model, not a curated record. Bases 649 to 1833 code for a protein of 394 amino acids. Gene Ontology annotation, cellular component: Gtr1-Gtr2 GTPase complex; nucleus; lysosome. NCBI's taxonomy places the organism in Eukaryota, Metazoa, Arthropoda, Insecta, Hymenoptera, Ichneumonidae. The transcript has 7 exons. Gene Ontology annotation, molecular function: GTP binding; GTPase activity. Gene Ontology annotation, biological process: cellular response to starvation; negative regulation of autophagy.
CGAUUUAGGUAUAAAAUUUCAGAUGACAAAAAAAAAUUGUAAAGUAGUCGCUCUUCAAAUUUUCUCGAGUAUUUUGUGCCACAAACCAAAAUCACUUUUAUUUUGAAAGUUGAAUUUUUCUCGCGACACAAUGUUGAGAAAGUUGCAAGUUUAGUGGUUAUUUAACCGUUAACCUCGCUAUGAAGCGUGCAAUUUAUUUGACAAAUUCCCAUGACGACACUAGCUGUCAAAAUAACUUUCCAAGUGUAACAAACAAAAAAAGGCUUGUGUUUGAGAGUCUAGAGAUCACAUUAGUCACUAUAAUAAUAACUGUAUCGUCUAUAUUGGGUGGCUCAGCUGUGGAUAACGUUUAUCGUAAUAUAAUAUGGUCAUAUGAUGCUAUAUCGUGCAUAUAGUAUAACCAGUUCGUGAUCAUGUGUGUGCGUCGUAAUUUUCUCGCAGUAUGCUCUCCAAAUUGACAACUAUCGUGAAGCAUAAACAAAUAAAAUUUUCCUUUGUUUAUCGAGCUACGAAUGAUCAAGCGAUUGUCAUUUGAGUUACGAACGUGAAGUACCACAAUCGCGAAAACGUAGUGUGCGUGGUGUGCGUUUGUGUGUGUCAACGUGUAAAUAGCGAUUGUUGUCGAAACCGUUUCGAAAUUCGAGAAACAUGGAUGAUGAUGAUCAAUAUCAGGCAGGUUACAAUGUGGGAUCAUUCCCUCAAGACUUUGGUUACACACCUUUCGAUGGCGAAGGAGAUGGAUCCGCUGCUUUGCUUGCUGGGGAACAGAAGCCUAGAAUUCUUCUAAUGGGCUUAAGAAGGAGCGGUAAAUCAUCGAUCCAAAAAGUAGUUUUUCACAAAAUGUCACCAAACGAAACGCUCUUCCUGGAAAGUACUAACAAGAUCAUUAAAGACGACAUCAGCAAUUCCAGUUUUGUCCAAUUCCAAAUAUGGGAUUUUCCAGGACAAAUAGAUUUUUUUGAUCCAACUUUUGACAGCGACAUGAUUUUUGGUGGUUGCGGAGCUCUUGUUUUUGUCAUUGAUGCCCAGGAUGAUUAUAUGGAAGCUUUGAAUAAACUUCAUCUCACAGUUACCAAAGCUUACAAAGUUAAUCAGGCCAUCAAGUUUGAAGUUUUUAUUCACAAAGUUGAUGGAUUGUCGGAUGAUUACAAAAUGGAAACUCAGAGAGAUAUCCACACGAGAGCAAAUGACGAUUUAGGAGAUUCUGGUUACGAUCAAAUUCAUUUGAGCUUCCAUCUCACGUCCAUCUACGAUCACAGCAUUUUCGAAGCUUUCAGUAAAGUUGUUCAGAAGUUGAUACCACAAUUGCCAACGUUGGAAAACCUUCUGAAUAUUCUCAUAUCGAAUUCAGCGAUCGAGAAAGCCUUUUUGUUUGAUGUCGUUUCGAAGAUAUACAUUGCGACUGACAGUUCACCGGUUGAUAUGCAAAGUUACGAACUCUGUUGUGACAUGAUCGACGUCGUUAUCGAUGUUUCCUGCAUCUAUGGACUCCGAGAAGAUUUGGAAGCCGCUGCAUUUGAUAAUCAGAGCUCGAGUCUUAUAAAACUUAACAACGGUACGAUACUUUACUUACGCGAAGUCAAUAAAUUUUUGGCCCUUGUGUGCAUCCUCCGUGAGGAUAAUUUCGACAGACAAGGAGUGAUCGAUUACAAUUUUCUCUGCUUUCGUAAAGCGAUACAGCAAGUCUUCGAAUUACGAAACAAAGCACUAGCAGCCGCCAGCGCGAACAAUCAUUCAUCCUCGCCGGCGAGCGUAAAUGAUACAACGACUGUGCCGGCGAAUCAAGCCGGUACGAUUGGUCAAAAUGGAACUGUAGUUCUUGCCCAGAGUUAAUCAAUGCCCUGAGCGAAAUUAGAAGUUUCAACGGAAAUACUUUAUUCUUUGUAUAUUUUGUACAACCCCCGUUGCAUUUACAGCUAUUGGGAUCGUUAACCUUUAGAAGAGAAGAACAAACUUUGAGAAAGAAAAACAUUUGAACUCGGUGCCAUCUCCAAAUAAAAAUAAAUGUGUGUAAUCGACGAAUAAGAAGCUUUUGUAAAGAAGGAAGCAAUUUUUUCCGCUAAUCAAUAAGUGUAUAUAUGAACCGGUAAUUACGAGCUUCAAAAUUAUUCAUUACGAAAAGAUUCUAAGACUUGGGGAAGCAGCAAGAGCUUCAAAAUAAUAUUUCUUCUUCAGCAAGUAAUUUCUGAAAAAAAAUGAAAUUUGUAUAUUCACUUGAAAUUGAACUGCGAUUAAUUUGCAACGUAAUUUUUUCUCUAUUUGCCGUUUCAUCUCCGCAUUCGCGUUUUGAGUUUUUUUUUGUUUGUUUUUAUAAUUUUCUCCAUUGUUGGUACUCCUAUAGUACAUUUAUAAGGUAAACAUGAUACUAAAAGAAACAAUGUUGGAACGAUAUUAGUACAUUAUUAAUUUUUAAAUGUCAUUUGAAAAUUCAAUUUUACCGAUUUAUCGGACCAUAUUCGCGUUAAAUCGACCAUGCCAUGACAUCAAAUUCGUCUCUCUCUUUCUCUCUGUUCUUGAAAUUUCAGUUAAAAUUGUCGUUUUGUCGUAAAAGAAAGAAAAUGUCAAAUUUAGACACGUUGCUGUAAAUGGUGCACAAGCAAGUAAUUAUAUAAAAUUAUAUAUAUUCAA